UAUUUAAACCUGAGCCAGAUGACAUAAUUUCAAUUUUUCUUAUCAGGAUAUGUUACAAUUAAGAACAGGCAUGGACUAUCUUUUGUUGACAUUGGUGUUGGUUUGUACUGGGGCCAGUGCUUCAACUACUAUAUCACCAAGCAUCACUACAGGCGCCACUGUAGACAGAAUUUUCAAUAAUGUUGACAGAGACAUGGAUGGCAUCAUGGAAAAAAACGAGUUUGAUAAUGUAUUCAUUAAUGCUGAUAAAGACAAAAAUGGAUGUGUGACACUAGAAGAAUAUAAAAGCUUCUCAGCAGGAAGUGCAGAAAUGGCCACUAGGCUAUACAAAUACUUUGACAAAUCUAACACCCACUGUGUUAAUGCGACCAGUGUUUCCUGGGUGUUUGCUACCAUGGACGCAAAUAACAACGGGGCGGUGACAAUGGCAGAGUUUCAACAGUACUUUAUGACUCUGCUGCAGUCACUGUUUCAUGUAACUACCAUGCCAGUUGUAUGAACACUAUCCCCAGUUCCUCUCUAAGAAUGAAUAGAAUUAAAAGGAUCAACUAUAUGAAAUUGAAUAAAUCAAAUUUUUUUGAAAUGUAAUUACAAAAUAUAAAUCUGGUGUAAUAAAAAGUAAAUAAUCAAUAACUGA
Messenger RNA from Mercenaria mercenaria, 637 nucleotides. RefSeq lists its product as uncharacterized. Bases 50 to 499 code for a protein of 149 amino acids. Gene Ontology annotation, molecular function: calcium ion binding. The transcript has 7 exons. The record is from RefSeq and is a predicted model, not a curated record. NCBI's taxonomy places the organism in Eukaryota, Metazoa, Mollusca, Bivalvia, Venerida, Veneridae.